UUUGGGUAACGCUGGAGUAAUGAUAUUAAUCAGACUCUCUCUCUCUCUCUCUCUCUCUCUCCUCUAUUUAUUUCAUUCUCAAAAACACACACUAACACAUACUUUGUGUAACACAAAAAACUAGGAAGCAAGCUCAUCCUGCUUCUUCUUCUUCUGGUCCUAGAAGUCCAUGGUCAUGGCCAAAAGAAAGAUGUUUGUUUCCAUGGUCUUUGUUUUGCUUCUUGUGCAAGUGGGUGCUUCACAUGAAGUUAUAGAAGAAGAAGCUGACCGAAUUUCGGCUCUUCCGGGACAGCCCAAGGUCUCCUUUCAGCAGUUUUCCGGCUACGUCACUGUUAAUGAAAUGGCGGGAAGAGCCCUAUUUUACUGGCUCACUGAGGCUGCUCAUGACCCCUUGUCAAAACCUUUGGUUGUCUGGCUUAAUGGAGGUCCAGGAUGCUCUUCAGUGGCAUAUGGUGCAUCUGAGGAAAUAGGACCAUUCAGGAUAAACAAGACAGCCUCUGGCUUAUACCUCAACAAAUUCUCAUGGAACACUCUGGCUAACCUACUCUUCCUUGAAACUCCGGCCGGUGUAGGCUUCUCUUACAGUAACAGAUCAUCGGAUCUCCUUGACACGGGCGAUCGUCGCACCGCUGAGGACUCACUACAGUUCCUAAUCCGAUGGAUGGAUCGAUUCCCACGUUACAAAAACCGGGAAGUUUAUAUAACCGGAGAGAGCUACGCCGGUCAUUAUGUGCCACAAUUAGCUAGAGAAAUAAUGAGCUACAACACCAAGUCCAAGCACCAAAUAAAUCUCAAAGGAUUUAUGGUUGGGAAUGCAGUGACAGACAAUUACUAUGACAAUCUGGGAACAGUGACAUAUUGGUGGAGCCAUGCCAUGAUCUCCGACCGGACUUACCGGCAACUGAUCAAUACGUGUGAUUUCCGGAGGCAGAAGGAGUCGAACGAGUGUGAAUCCAUGUACAGUUAUGCCAUGGAUCAAGAAUUCGGAAACAUUGAUCAGUACAACAUAUAUGCACCCCCUUGCAACAAUUCUGAUGGUAGCAGGGCCACCCACCAGACCAUGCAUUUGCCUCACAGACCCCACCAGACAUUUAGGCAGAUAUCUGGAUAUGAUCCUUGUACGGAAAAAUAUGCUGAAGUUUACUACAAUAGGCCAGAUGUGCAGAGAGCCCUCCAUGCCAACAUAACAAAAAUUCCUUAUAAAUGGACUGCGUGCAGUGAAAUUUUAAAUCGGAAUUGGAACGACACGGAUGUAUCGGUUCUUCCAAUAUAUAGGGAAAUGAUAGACGCUGGUUUGAGAAUUUGGGUUUUCAGCGGUGACGUCGACUCCGUAGUGCCAGUUACGGCCACAAGGUAUUCCCUUGCACAACUGAAGUUAUCAACCAAAAUUCCAUGGUACCCAUGGUAUGUUAAGAAACAGGUGGGAGGGUGGACAGAGGUAUACAAAGGGAUAACAUUUGCAACAGUGAGAGGGGCAGGUCAUGAAGUACCACUUUUCAAACCAAGAGCAGCACUUCAGCUUCUCAAAUCAUUUUUGAAAGGAGAGCCUCUUCCAAAGUCUUGAAUGCCAUAAAUAUAUCUCCUUUGGAACACGAAGUGUUCUUCUGUAUUCCAAGUCAAAAUCAUAGUCAAUUGUUAAUUGUUAGUGAGAGAGUUCUGAUCUGAUAGAAGAAGAAGGAACAUGUGGAAUGGAGUUCCUUUUCUUAUUCUUAAUUAUAUCAAAUAUGUUCCUAUUAAUUUGAGGUGGGAUGUAAGGAAAACAAUGGUGUGGUCUAUUUGGUUAAUUUUGGAAUGAUAGCUAUUUUGAUUAUUUUAAUGUUUACAAAUUAAAUUUCAUUAUGCGAUAAAAGUUUACAAAUUGCGGUGCCUUGUCUUUAUUCAACAUCGAUUACAUGCACUUGUGUUAUUCACUUUUAACAAACAACUAGAAAGAAAAAAAAAAUGUUGUGAAAAUUAAAUGAAGAAAAGAAGAAAAAAAAAAAUUCCGGAUCACUUAUAUUUAUGUAAUUCAUUAAAAACUAUGAUGAAAAACACGAAAUUACAAAAUUUAAAAUGGUAACCGCCCUUAUUAUCUUUUUUCAAGUUUAAUAUAUGAAUAGCAUUGAUCAAUUUAUAUUAAUUUUAUCUGAACUCGUUAUACCAUAACUACCCAUUAUGAUAUAUAGUGUGUGGGUCAUAAUAUAUUGAUGUGGCUUUGUGAAGGUGGGAGGGUGGACAGAGGUAUACAAAGGGAUAACAUUUGCAACAGUGAGGGGCAGGUCAUGAAGUACCACUUUUCAAACCAAGAGCAGCACUUCAGCUUCUCAAAUCAUUUUUGAAAGGAGAGCCUCUUCCAAAGUCUUGAAUGCCAUAAAUAUAUCUCCUUUUAAACACGAAGUGUUCUUCUGUAUUCCAAGUCAAAAGCAAAGUCAAUUGUUAAUUGUUAGUGAGAGAGUUCUGAUCUGAUAGAAGAAGAAGGAACAUGUGGAAUGGAGUUCCUUUUCUUAUUCUUAAUUAUAUCAAAUAUGUUCCUAUUAAUUUGAGGUGGGAUGUAAGGAAAACAAUGGUGUGGUCUAUUUGGUUAAUUUUGGAAUGAUAGCUAUUUUGAUUA
Molecule: messenger RNA, 2590 nt
Organism: Cornus florida
Lineage: Eukaryota; Viridiplantae; Streptophyta; Magnoliopsida; Cornales; Cornaceae
Product: serine carboxypeptidase-like 25
Exons: 8
Coding region: 170-1564 (464 amino acids)
Biological process (GO): proteolysis
Cellular component (GO): vacuole
Molecular function (GO): serine-type carboxypeptidase activity
Source: RefSeq, a predicted model, not a curated record